Molecule: messenger RNA, 2052 nt
Organism: Saccharomycopsis crataegensis
Lineage: Eukaryota; Fungi; Ascomycota; Saccharomycetes; Ascoideales; Saccharomycopsidaceae
Exons: 1
Coding region: 1-2052 (683 amino acids)
Molecular function (GO): protein binding
Source: RefSeq, a predicted model, not a curated record
AUGAGUUUAGCACUUCAAAGCUCAGACUCUAGGUCCCAGCUGGUGCUGAAGAGUGCCAUCAUGGCCUGGAACACAGAUUUGCCCAUCAUUUGUUCUCCUUUUGAAUCAACAUUUAACAUUGCCAAAUUAAUGGAGUCCCAGAGAAACAAUUGUGCUUUGGUAAAAGACUUUGGCCGUAAUAAAAUCAUCGGGAUUUUCACUGCAAAGGAUUUGGCGUUCAAGGUCGUAUCUAAGGGCCUUCAUCCAAAAUUUCUCAAGGCAAAAGAUAUAAUGACCCCUAAUCCGAUAUGCGCCACUGUCGAUGAACCUGCUUCAUCAGCUUUGAAUAAGAUGAUCAGAUACAAGAUUAGGCACUUACCGGUACUUAAUGCUCAGGGAGAAUGUAUUGGGUUGUUGGACAUAACAAAAUGUUUUGAUCAAACUUUAUCAAGGCUCCGAAAGCUUCAUGAAAGUUCCAAACAGUUGAACGAGGCAUUGAUGGAAGUCCAGGAAAACAUUGCAAACAUGGCUCACGAUAAUGGUAAUGUUGAUAAGCAUUCGGCGAUGUACUACCAAGCCCAAGAUAUGGUAUUGAAGGCUAAGAAUAAUAUAAAUAGUCUAUAUCAGAAUAAUCUUGCAUUAACUGGUGAUACCUCAGGCGAUUUUGAAGAUUUUGAAAUGCUAUUGAACUUAAUGGAGUCUCCCACUUUAAAGGAUGUAUUGAAUUUACCAAAUCAACCUCAAACAUUAUUCAUUGAUGCCAAUAAUACAAUUAGAAAUGCCUCUGACAUAAUGAAAAAGAAUAAUACCACUGCAGUUUUAGUUCGUGACACCACCACUAGUGCGAAAAGUGUUAUUGGGAUCUUGACAACCAAAGAUAUUGUUUAUAGAGUGUUGGCUCAAGAUAAUGAACCGGAUUUCACUAUUAUUUCUCGUGUUAUGACACCAAGUCCAGAGUUUGGUGAUGAAAAUAUGGGUAUCGUGGAAGCAUUUGAACUUAUGUUUAAAGGCAAGUUUUUGAACUUACCAGUAACAAACGAGAUGCAGAAUGUUAGUGGUAUAGUUAGUGUUAUGCAGUUGACUAGUAUGGCACUUUCUCAAUUGCACAAAGGUAUGAUGUCAAGUGGUGUUGAUGGUAUUGAUAGCGGGGAAUAUCUAGAAAAUCCUUUUUUCAGCUCACCCCUUUCUGAUUCAAAAUGGGACAACUUUUGGGGGGCUAUUGACUCUCCUGGUCGCAAUUUUGAAGAUGAAACAUUGAAAUCAGAUUAUAGUAUUAGAUCAAGUGGGCCUGCUAUACGGUCAACAAAAUCCACAAUCCAUAGCACUAAGAAAAAAAGUGUUCAAUCACCAAGAUUGCUUCCCCCAAGUCAAAGUGUCAGAUCCUUUAAUGGCACUGCUAUUAGCAACUUGGAAUCACCAAUCAAGAGCAUUGGAUAUUAUCAAGAUGACAUGGACGCUCAUUCCGAACCUUCCUCAGAAAUUCUGCCCGAGGAUUCUAUAUCAUGCUAUAUCCCGCCGGAAAGUGAAAUAAACUCUGUGGUUCUGUAUGCUAGUGAAAUUCGAAAGCAACAAGGAUCAGCCCUUAUAAAAGCACAACAAAAGUCUUUUGGAUUCAAAAUAAAGGAUCUUGAUGAUAAUGAUAGGGUAUACAAGAUUAAAAUAAUGCUUCCGAAGUCAAAGAAUCUCCUUCCUCAUUUGAAAAAUGCAGUAGAAGAUAAAUUAGGUGAUAAUCAAAAUGAUUUCAACCUUAGUUAUGUUGAUGAAGAUGGUGAUAUGGUGACCAUUAUGCAUGAGGAGGAUUUGAAAACAUGUAUGGAAAUCUCUAGAUUAGAAAAGAAGGCGAGUGUAGUGAUUUGUUUAAGCAGAAAACAAUCACAGGAUGAAGAAUUGUCGAUAUUGAAGGAUAUCGCAGUGCUAAAGUCAAAGAUGGACUCUACUGAUGAUGAAACUGUUAGGGAAACUACCUCUGGUGUAGCUGACCUUCUAUUAAAACCUGAAGUCUUGAUCUCUGGCGCACUACUUACCAUGUCUUUGGGUAUUCUCCUUGGAGUGACAUUAUCCAGGCAACGGUAA